Peromyscus leucopus (white-footed mouse) is the source of this 1688-nucleotide messenger RNA. It is a transcript of the gene Cfl2, whose product is annotated as cofilin 2. The record is from RefSeq and is a predicted model, not a curated record. Lineage: Eukaryota; Metazoa; Chordata; Mammalia; Rodentia; Cricetidae. The transcript has 4 exons. Gene Ontology annotation, molecular function: actin filament binding. Gene Ontology annotation, biological process: actin filament fragmentation; cell motility; actin filament severing. Bases 136 to 636 code for a protein of 166 amino acids. Gene Ontology annotation, cellular component: actin cytoskeleton; actin cortical patch; cytoplasm.
CCGCCCGCAGCUCCCGGCGUGCCCCGCACUCUCGGCUGCCCGCCGCCGCCGGCCCCUCCUUCUUCUCGUCCCAGUGCCACCGAGCCGGAGCCCCGAGCCGCCGCCGCCGCCGCCGCAGCCUCAGCCGCGGGCACGAUGGCAUCUGGAGUUACAGUGAAUGAUGAGGUCAUCAAAGUUUUUAAUGAUAUGAAAGUAAGAAAAUCUUCUACCCAAGAGGAAAUCAAAAAGAGAAAGAAAGCGGUUCUCUUCUGUCUAAGCGAUGACAAGAGACAAAUAAUUGUAGAGGAAGCCAAGCAGAUCUUGGUGGGUGACAUUGGUGAGACAGUAGAGGACCCCUACACGUCUUUUGUGAAGUUGCUACCUCUGAAUGAUUGCCGAUAUGCUUUGUACGAUGCCACGUACGAAACAAAAGAGUCUAAGAAAGAAGACCUAGUAUUUAUAUUCUGGGCUCCGGAAAGUGCACCGUUAAAAAGCAAGAUGAUUUAUGCUAGCUCUAAAGAUGCCAUUAAAAAGAAAUUUACAGGUAUUAAACAUGAGUGGCAGGUGAAUGGCUUGGAUGAUAUUAAGGACCGCUCGACGCUGGGAGAGAAACUGGGAGGCAGUGUGGUAGUUUCCCUGGAAGGAAAGCCGCUAUAAAAUAAUAGCCAAGUGCCAUCGCAUCUUAAGGGGCUUCCAUUUCUCCAGCUCAGUCCACUGGAACCGUAGUGGGUUUUGUUUUUUGUUUUGUUUUUUGUUUCUUCCCUUUCCACUGGGCCCUUUGAACACAAUGAAGGGAUGGAUUUAGAAGCCUGUCAGUGAUUGCCAUAAGACUGUUUAAUACGGUUACUCUUCUGUAGACCCCAGGGAAUGCCUUCCCCGUCUUAUUUUAGCCAAAACAACUGGUUCCAUGCCUUCCUCACAGUGACAAUGGAGUGAUUGUCAAUGUGACUAGCUUAGGUAGACUGCUACAGAGGGUAAGCUAAGUGAAUGCCUUGAAAGUAUUAUCCACUGGUCAUAUGGUCAGCUUCUUUCAGUAUUAUUUAUCGUUGCACUUGAUUCAGUUCUCUGAGGCGCUGGAGCGUUUGCACACCUCACCUGCCUUGGCCAGCCUGUUCGGUGACAUGGCAGCACAGAUCUAACAGACUCCUUAGAAGCACUUUUUUUUUUUAAUGCGUUGAAUUCCUUAAAAAGAAUGCCAAUUAAGUUUCAUUACGUGUCAUUGAUUUAUCCCAGUACCUCAGUGUUCAUUCCUCUACCUGCAUACUUUCUUGAGAGAAAUAGCUGUGUGGAUGUCUUUGCUUUCCCACUGAGUAUACACUACUGAGUACAUGUAGGAGUUUUAUGUUUACCGUAUGAGUCUUGAAACACUAGAGACAUUUUGAAUAUCAGUCAUGAUGGCAAUUUCUGUAUACAAGAGCCUUAAAUGGAACAUUGUUUUGAGAUCAAAUUCCCCACCCUCACAAAAGUGGCCACGUUGCAAUAAAAAUUGUGGCAUAUUACAGAACGUUGCCUUGUUUUCCUUGGAAAUUUUGCAAAUUGUCAUGUGAAAUUUUGGGAUAAACACUGAUUAAGCUCUGCACUGGUAUUUGAGAUUUUCUUUUCUUUAAUAUUAACACUCAUGUGUCUCUUUUUCCAGAUUGUUGAAUUUCUUUGGUUUAAAAAUAUCUUAAGAUCACUUAUAUACAAUCAUUAAAAGAGUGGUACUUAUA